This is a messenger RNA of Aplysia californica (California sea hare), 3137 nucleotides long. Its product is annotated as integral membrane protein GPR155. The record is from RefSeq and is a predicted model, not a curated record. The coding region runs from base 247 to 2907 and encodes 886 amino acids. Gene Ontology annotation, cellular component: membrane. Lineage: Eukaryota; Metazoa; Mollusca; Gastropoda; Aplysiida; Aplysiidae. Gene Ontology annotation, biological process: transmembrane transport; intracellular signal transduction. The transcript has 17 exons.
UGCGAGGGGCUUAGAGAGAGAUCUAGCUAGCUUGGCCGUAUUGUACACUGUACACACACUGCGACUUUGCGAGGCAAUAUGUUUGGCUGUUGGAUUCACCCGUGUGUGAAAUAAUUAGUGUGGAUAUUAUGAUAGGCCUAGAUCUAGAUCUAGAUGGUGUAUUAUUUGUGUAGAUCUAGAAUCUAGUCUUUCAAGGAUCCUGUCGUGAAAGAAUUGUGUGUUGCUGAGAUCUGGAGUCAAAUCAACAUGGCAGAUGGGGUGAAUCCUGAGUCCUCUAAUGCCAGCAGCAUAUCAUUUGACCAUCUCUACCAGGCUAUCUUACAGUGCUUUGUUAUCAUUCUGUUUGGGUAUGUCGCUGGCCGGGCAAGUCUUAUUUCUGCAGUGCAGAGCACAGGCAUCGGGACAUUUGUAUCGAAAUUUUGCUUACCAGCCUUACUCUUCAAGAACAUGUGUGAGCUCCAGUUUUCAGAGGUGAACUGGAUGUUUCUUGUUGGAAUACUGAUAGCUAAAGUCUCUGUGUUCAUACUUAUUGCCCUGGUCACUCUGUUGGUCAAACGUCCGCUGAAUUUAGGAUAUGCUGGGAUUUUUGGCAUAUUUGGGACACAGAGCAAUGACUUUGCCCUGGGCUAUCCCAUUGUUCAAGCUCUGUAUGGGGAGACUCAUCCUGAGUAUCUGAAGUAUAUCUACCUCGCGGCUCCCAUCUCUUUGGUGCUUCUCAACCCUAUUGGCUUCACACUUAUGGAGGUCCAUAGACAUCGUACUGUGAGGGAAGAAUCUCAAGGCUCAGGAAUAGGCACAGCAAUCCUACAUGUCCUUAGAGGGGUCGUUUUGAACCCCAUUGUAUUCAUGACUGCUGUCGGAGUGGCUGGCAACUUUGUAUUUUCAGGCACAGUUCCUGAAGUUUUGGAUAACUUUCUGACCGUCCUGGGCCAGGCUUAUAAUGCCUCUGCUUUGUUUUACCUGGGCCUCAGCAUGGUGGGCAAAGUGAAAAGUCAGCUGGGUAUAGGCCUUGUUGUUCCGGUCCUUCUCAUCACUGCCAAAACGUUAAUUUUGCCUCUCAUUACAUGGGAGGUUGUUGGAUGGCUAGAGCCAAAUAGCAAUACCACAACGUUCAGCAUGUAUGGCUUCCUCUACGGAACAUUCCCAUCUGCUCCAUCUGUCUUCUUGUAUGCAAGUGAUUAUGGGGUUGCUCAGGAUGUGGUUGCCACUGGUUUAGUGUUGGGUACGUUUCUAUCGGCACCUCUUAUGUUUGUGUCGGCCAAAAUGAUGACCCUCAUGGUGGAGACUGGUAUGGAUUACAAGGAUCAACUGACCAGUGCCUCCUUUGACGUCAGCAUAAUUAGCAUCAUUUGUUGUGUUUGGGUUACAGGUGUUUUUGUUGCGAGUGGGAAAUGGAGACGAAUCCCUCAUAAGUUCACAAUAUGUUUGAUGUUUUCUCAUGUGAUUUCAUGUGUGGGUAUGAUAGCAUUCUAUGCAAACACAAACAGUGAGAGCUGGCAUCACUACCCAAUCACAGUUACCCUCCUGGUGGGAGUGUUCGCUUCGCGCUGCUGGACAGCGGUCAUUGCCCUGGUCAUGUGUCUGCUUCACGUACGCAGCUUAUGCUUUGUUCUUAAAAUGCAGAUCUGGUUCUAUUUUGCUGGAUUUGGCAUCCCGAUUUUCAUCACAGGAGUAUUAUUUAUGGUGGGGUCACACAGAGUUGCUGGUGAAAUUGAUCCAUCAUUUCACUAUGGGUCACUUCAGACUGGUUUCUCUCUCGCCAUUUUGAUGUUGACUGUGACCAUCACCAUAACGUCUCUGGUGGUGUGGCAGAGGGCAGAACGAAGCCACUUACAUUGCAGUGCAGACUAUGCCGGUCUUCAUGAGGAGCAAAACAUUUCUGGGAGCAGUGAGCGCCUGGCAGCCUCAGAGUGUGACCAAGGGGCUGGUGUUGAUGAAUCUCAUCGUGAAUUCAAGGAUCUGACAAAUGUGACAAGCCGUUCAGAUGCUGCCAGGUCAGCAAAAAACUACCAGACCUACAAUAAGCGACCGUCUUUGAAGAAAGCAUCAAGUAUUGAAGAUAUAAUUCCUAGCCCAGGAGCACAAAUGAGCAAUGGCAAUGACUCUGAGUCCCAUCUGGAGGUGCUGGAAAAUGUCUCAGAGCGAACAUGUUUGCUGGGUCAGUGCAGCAGUGAACAGCGGCAUGAGUGUAUGGACAGGCUGCGAACCUAUACAGCUACCACACUUAUCAACGGGGACUCCCCUCAGGAAGAGGAGGCGAAGACAAUGCAGGAGAUGAACAAAGAGGAGUACCAGACGGCUCAUCACCUUGUUAUGUUGUUGUUGCUGCUGUUGUCUAUGUUUAUUGGUCUCUUUUUGUGUAUUUGGAGAAUAUUUGAGAGCCGGCCAUCUGGGAUUUAUGUAGAGAUAGAGUUCCUUGACAGUGUAUUUAAUUUUGGACAGGGUUUCCUGAUACUCACAGUAUUUGGUUUUGACACAAGACUAGUGUUUUCUCCCCUCAUCAGAAGACGAAUGUCUAAGUAUAGGUUUUUCUACACACUCUAUGUUAGACUGAGACGUUUGAUGUUUGGUGCUGAGGUCUUGCACUUACCGAAGAUGACAGAGCUGGACUCGGUCACAAGACAGACUUGCCAGCAGUUCACAGAUUACCACAAGGAGAACUGUUCUAGGGACAUUGUCAAGGAAAGAAAAUUUCGGUUUAGAACGUUCAAGGGUGUCUUCACUGGUGCUGCAUUAUGUGAUUGGCUGAUACGGAUUGGUUUAGCGGAUGACCGUGAUAGUGCUAUUGCAUAUGGGCGACGCCUGAUACUGGGCCGUGUGAUCACACACAUCAACAGUGAACAGCAGUUCCAUGACGCGCCUUACUUUUACAAGUUUUUGGACACAUUUGAGUAUAUGACUUGCUAACAGGGUUUUUUGUUGUUUUAUUUUGUUUUUAAAGAAAAUGGUAUGUUUUGCCACUAAUGGUUAGGGGAAUCAAUGUUGCAGGUCCUGAUGAGGAGCAUGGCUGAGUCUUUGCUUUUUAUCAAAAUUGUAAAAGGAAAUCCUCUCAGCAACUUUUUUCAUUUUCCUAAAUUAUGUUUUUCUGAGCCCCAGUCUUAUUUUUUCUUGACACUGCGAUCACAAACAUCGAUAUU